Gregarina niphandrodes is the source of this 831-nucleotide messenger RNA. RefSeq names its product fumarylacetoacetate (FAA) hydrolase. The coding region runs from base 1 to 831 and encodes 276 amino acids. The record is from RefSeq and is a predicted model, not a curated record. Lineage: Eukaryota; Apicomplexa; Conoidasida; Eugregarinorida; Gregarinidae. Gene Ontology annotation, molecular function: acetylpyruvate hydrolase activity. The transcript has a single exon.
AUGCCGUACAUCUUUGAUCCGCCUCCGGUAGUGGGGAUACCAAUUGAAGGAACGGACGCCAGGUUUCCAGUGCACCGCGUAUAUUGCGUCGGUCGCAAUUACGAGGACCACGCUCGAGAAAUGGACUCUGGAGACACGCGCGAAGACCCCUUCUUCUUCCUGAAGCCGGCCGAUGCAGUGGUCGCCAUAGCCGCACAAGAUGUGGCCGAAAAGGCUGGUGGCCGAGCGGAGAAGGGCGUGGUUAGGUUGCCGUUUCCCAAGCGGACGAGUAUGCUGCACCCAGAGGUUGAGCUGGUGGUGGCGAUAGGUGGAGGCGGUUCGGAUAUCCCCGUUGAUAAAGCCAUGGAGCAUGUGUUCGGGUACGCAGUCGGCCUGGACCUCACGAAACGAGAUUUACAAAACGAUCUUAAGGCAAAACGCCGACCGUGGUGUUUGGCCAAAGCCUUCGAGCAGUCAGCUCCGGUGGGAGCGAUUACACCCUACCGCAUCCUGGCUAACGACUGUCGGACUUUCUCGUCCCCGACUUUCUCGCCGAAUGGUGUUGUUAACGUCACUGGUAGUGACAUCACUGGUAGUGACAUCACUGGUAGUGACAUCACUGGUAGUGAGAUUUCGUUGACGGUAAACGGAACGAGGCGUCAACAGAGCCGUAUUACGCAUAUGUUAUGGACCAUACCGGAAAUAAUUUCACAUCUAUCUGCCUCGUGGACACUGCAGCCAGGCGACCUUGUAUUCACGGGGACUCCUGGGGGCGUCUCAUCAGUUGAGAUAAACGAUUUGAUCAAGGCGGCUGUGGAGGGGCUCCAGCCGAUCGUAAUCCGCUUCACUUAA